This is a messenger RNA of Dreissena polymorpha, 1702 nucleotides long. Its product is annotated as neuronal acetylcholine receptor subunit beta-3-like. The transcript is spliced from 5 exons. Gene Ontology annotation, cellular component: synapse; neuron projection; membrane. Gene Ontology annotation, biological process: chemical synaptic transmission; regulation of membrane potential; signal transduction. Lineage: Eukaryota; Metazoa; Mollusca; Bivalvia; Myida; Dreissenidae. The record is from RefSeq and is a predicted model, not a curated record. Bases 42 to 968 code for a protein of 308 amino acids. Gene Ontology annotation, molecular function: extracellular ligand-gated monoatomic ion channel activity; neurotransmitter receptor activity; transmembrane signaling receptor activity.
ACAGUGCCGACGGUAUAGCUAUUCUAAGCGAUGACCACUGCAUGAAAGGGAAUUACGUAACAGUGCUGGCAGACGGAACAGUGGUCUGGCUAACGGCUGUGAACAUCGUGUCGCAAUGCAGCGCUGAUAUACAAUACUACCCGUUUGAUAAGCAGCAGUGUCACGUUAUUUUGACCAGCUGGACGUUUGAUGCAACUCAACUGAAUCUUUUUGCCUCCAUGAACACACUUUGGCUGGAUUUAUACGAGGAGAAUGGUGAAUGGAACUUAACAGAGACAGCUUUGGUUAAUUAUUCAAGAAACGUAGGAGGUGUGUUGCCCGGCGUGAGAUUCACGUUUUUCCUGACGAGAAAAUAUUCUUACUACGUUUUAAACCUGAUCAUUCCCUUUAUCGUUAUUGCAUUGCUGGGAACUUUCGUCUUUGUACUUCCGGUUGAAAGUGGGGAAAAACUUGGGUUCGCACUGACCAUUCUGCUAUCAAUGUCGGUGGUAAUGUCUACAGUUUCUGAAGCCAUUCCACCAAUAUCUACAAAUACCUGCAAACUAAGCGUGUACGUGCUUAUAGUUUUCAUCAUCAGCGCAGUCGAGACGGUUGUCACGGUGAUUUCUUGUCAAACAAACGAACGCCACGAAAAGGGAUAUGUCCCUGGUCCAAUCAUACAAAGCAUUGCAAGGAGUGCGGCCAAAGUGUCUUUCUAUAGGAGACCACAUAAACAUGGAAAUGAAAACGCUGAAAACAACACAGCAACUCCGCCAAAGAACAAGGAAGCAUGGGUCGAGUCAGGCGCAGACACUGUGAAACAGGACGAGAAAGAACCAGCCAUUAAUGCAACAAUGUACACAGUCCAAGAAUGUGCGUUUAUAUUUGACAGAGUGAACUUUUUCAUAUUUAUGGUCGUCAAGCUUGUGUUAACCAUUUCUGUUUUCGUUGUUCUUCAAGUUGAUGGAUCUAACCAAAAAUUUUCAUAACCUGUACCCCCUCCCCCCUCCCCCACGUAUAGCGAAUGCGCAAUAAUCCAAUUAAGGUGAUGGUCGCUUUGAAGGUCAGUUAACUACUUAACUACUAGAAAGCUCGAGAAGGUGUUCACUUGUUCAAAAGUGGUUGUUUUUUUUCAAUCUAUAGACUUAAACCACAAUCUGUAAAACCAAUCAGAUUUAGUGUUGCCCCUUUUAUAUUUUCUGCGCAUAAAGAAGAAUCCUGCUGAUGUAUGGUGUAAAAUUAAGAGUGUAACAACCCAGAAUCUUGUCGUUUCUGAUGUGUAUUGUUUUGCUGAUAAUAUUGCUUACAUUCUUUGUUGGAAAAGGGGUAUAUAUUUAAAUUUGUUUUAGCGUAGAACGAUAAAAUUCGCACAUGCACAUCUUAAUUUUUUUUAAAUGCAUGCGAUUUUGAAAUAUACGACAUAUGUACGUCUACGAGCAGACGAACAAAUACAUACGGACGGACAGACAUUUAGACGGACGGAGAGAUGGAGUAACGAACGAACGGACGAACGGGCGGGCGAAUAGACAGACACACAGAUAGAAACACAGACAGAAGGACAGACACACAUGGUGAUGUGUAAAAAUUGUGUUUAUAAUAAUUAACUAAAUAAAACCUAAAGGUUGAUGAUGAAAACAAAAUUACGCAAGGUUAACAGGUUACACUUUUUAUUUGUUUAUUUACUUAUUUGUGUAUUUAAAUGUUUGAUAAAAAUAUGUUUUAA